Messenger RNA from Bathycoccus prasinos, 819 nucleotides. RefSeq names its product peptidase M50. Gene Ontology annotation, biological process: proteolysis. The transcript has a single exon. The record is from RefSeq and is a predicted model, not a curated record. Lineage: Eukaryota; Viridiplantae; Chlorophyta; Mamiellophyceae; Mamiellales; Bathycoccaceae. The coding region runs from base 1 to 819 and encodes 272 amino acids.
AUGAGUAACAUACGCACCAUUCACGAUACUCCAACAGCGAGUAGCAACCGUUUUUCCAUGAGUCCCAUCGGUGGAAACCCGAUAUACGUUGGAACUGUGUUUGGGAUUGAAAUUACUCUUCACCCGUUGUUGCUAUUGUAUUUCGUAAUCUCCGCCGCACUCCCGUGGUUGCUGAAUUCGUCCACGAUGACGAUGAAAGUUUGGUUAUAUUUAGUCGUCGUGAACAUUCCUUUGUUGUUUGGUACCGUUUUACUGCACGAAUUGGGCCACUGUUUCGCGACUAGAAAAGUCGGAGGCGAAGUUCAUGGCAUUCUGUUAUGGCCUCUGGGAGGACUCGCAUACAUCGGUCACAGCGGAGAUGCUAAGGAUGAUUUGAUCGUCUCCAUAGCUGGUCCUUUAACGCACAUACCUCAAGCACUGUUGUGGUAUGGAUUAUCUCAAGCUUUUACUCGGGGGACGUUUAUGGACAUGUUGUGCGUUCAAGCCUUAUGGCUCAAUAUCUCGUUGAUGCUUUUCAAUCUCUUCAUUCCCUGCUAUCCUUUAGAUGGAGGUAGAAUUUUCGCAGCGUCGUUGCAACUGAUGAAAGUGAGAGUUGAUAUCGCAGCAAAGAUUUGCGCGUUCGUUUCAUUAGUGUGCGCUCUUGGCAUUGGUUUGUAUGGCUUUCUUUAUAAUGAAAUAAUCGCCAUGUUCAUCGGCUUUUGGUGCGCUCAAGAAUCGUAUAAUCUCUACGUCCACACGAAAGAAGAACGGUUGCAAGAGCAUCAGCUUUUCAGUAAAUACGCUAUCGAGACGAACGAUGGCCCGUACAAUCAAAUUUAG